AUAUUUACUCUGAGCAGGGUGGAGGGGCCCUCCCAGACCACCAGCGAAUUAGGUUGGGGUCUGAAUUACACCCUGACCAUAGAGGGACGGACCUCCACCGAGAAUGGUACUGGCGGGGGAGGGGCUGCGUGCCGUGCAUCCUCCCCCUGUCCGAUCGGACACACGCGAUCCGCGGGCGGAGGAGGCCGCAGUGAAGCCGCUACGUGGAGGAAAAGAUCCGGCUUCCGAGUGCUCGUGCUCGCCCGCGAGUACCCCGGCAGCCGGAAAAAACACAUGGGACCGUCAGAGAUGAACUCUGCGGUCCCGGAUCUCGGGGGAGUGGAGGAGGCAAAUGCUUUGGUCAGCCUCCUGAAGACCCCGAGCGGCACACCAAUCGCCUGUAAAAAAAACAAAG
This is a messenger RNA of Pelobates cultripes (western spadefoot toad), 394 nucleotides long. Lineage: Eukaryota; Metazoa; Chordata; Amphibia; Anura; Pelobatidae. The record is from the annotation of a GenBank genome assembly.